Molecule: messenger RNA, 300 nt
Organism: Aureobasidium melanogenum CBS 110374
Lineage: Eukaryota; Fungi; Ascomycota; Dothideomycetes; Dothideales; Saccotheciaceae
Exons: 2
Coding region: 1-300 (99 amino acids)
Source: RefSeq, a predicted model, not a curated record
AUGCUCGCACAACGCACACUCUUCCAAGCUACACGAGCAGCCAGAGCAACAGCGACACGAUCCAUCCAUUCCACACCCAGACUUCUCCAAGCAGCAGCUAGAGAAGAACAUGCCGCUCAUACCGUCACUCAGCGAGUGAGGUAUUGGAUCAAAUCUCUACCCGUAGAGACAUACCCAUUAUUUAUGGUCAUGGGGUUUUCUCUCAGCUUCGGCAUCUACUCGUUCAUCCGACCAGCAUUGCAAGAUCCUACGUUGCGACUGAAGAGGAGCAUUGCUCACGCUGCUGGCGCCCACCACUGA